AUGGCUCAGCGAGUUGCAGUGAUAACAGGUGCGGCAUCGGGCAUCGGGCUCGCUGUGACGAAACAUCUGGUUGCGAAGGGAUGGCGAGUCGCCAUGGCCGAUAUCAAUGGGGAUUCGGGACAAAAGAUUGCUACUGAACUUGGAGACCAGGUGGUGUUUUGCCUCACGGAUGUCUCUUCAUACUCUCAACAAGCAUCGUUAUUCGAAAAGGCUUUUUCGUGGGGAGAUGGCAGGCUCGAUCUUUUUGCCGCCAAUGCCGGGAUUGCCGACACGCAAUUCCUCCACGAAAACGAUUACCAGUACGCCAACGAUGGCCAGCCGCUGCCUUUCGAACUCAAAGGCCUGGAUGUGAAUCUCACAGCCGUCAUCCAAGGGCUAUGGCUGUUUAAACACUAUGCGCGGCGGAACAAACUCGCAGGCGGUAAGGUUGUCAUUACCUCGUCUUCUGCAGGGCUCUAUGCCAUGGAAACCAACCCCAUAUACACAGCCUCCAAGCAUGCCCUCGUCGGGCUUACCAGAGCUCUCGGGCCGGUUCUGCAACGGCAGAAUAUUCAACUGAACGCCAUUUGCCCAGCCUUUGUACCGACCGGUCUAUGCCCCGAAGGGAUGCUGGAUCGCUUUCCAAAGGAACAUAUCACUCCAAUGUCAACGGUCAUCAAAGCAUAUGAUACCUUCCUUGAAGAUGAUAGACUGUGUGGGCAGAUUGUGGAACUUAGUCUGGACAAGCUAUAUUUUCGUACCCAGCCCGACUACCCGAAUGAGAGUCAACGCUGGUUGGGGGAAGAGUCGGCCAGCUUUUGGGAGGAGGCUUAUAAGGCACCUGUAGGCUCGUGA
Molecule: messenger RNA, 834 nt
Organism: Aspergillus versicolor CBS 583.65
Lineage: Eukaryota; Fungi; Ascomycota; Eurotiomycetes; Eurotiales; Aspergillaceae
Product: 15-hydroxyprostaglandin dehydrogenase (NAD(+))
Exons: 2
Coding region: 1-834 (277 amino acids)
Cellular component (GO): cytoplasm
Molecular function (GO): oxidoreductase activity, acting on the CH-OH group of donors, NAD or NADP as acceptor
Source: RefSeq, a predicted model, not a curated record